Sorex araneus (European shrew) is the source of this 9647-nucleotide messenger RNA. RefSeq names its product integrin subunit alpha 1 (gene ITGA1). The record is from RefSeq and is a predicted model, not a curated record. Gene Ontology annotation, biological process: integrin-mediated signaling pathway; cell-matrix adhesion; cell-cell adhesion. The transcript is spliced from 29 exons. NCBI's taxonomy places the organism in Eukaryota, Metazoa, Chordata, Mammalia, Eulipotyphla, Soricidae. Bases 710 to 4249 code for a protein of 1179 amino acids. Gene Ontology annotation, molecular function: integrin binding. Gene Ontology annotation, cellular component: integrin complex; external side of plasma membrane.
CUCCCUGCACUGUUGGGGUGAGACGACUGAACGCGAAGCUCCUGCGAUCUCUGGAGAGGGAAGGGCGCGUUCGUUCUCCCCUGAUUUCCAGGGUCGGUUUCCUACGGGGCCUUCGGGAUCCCCGGAGAGCUCUGCCUUUCCUGGAAGGACCCAGGAACGCCGGUUCUUCCAAAGUGCUCUCGCUCUCAGACGCGCGGCGGUGAGGGGUGCGAAGGCGGAGCCAACGGGCUGCAGACGCCCUCCCCGAGGUGCCGCCCUCGCCCGCCUUCCCAGCACCUUGGGGAGUUGCGUGAAGAGCGGGAUCCCCCCUCUCAAUGAAAGGCAGAUGUCCCUUUAAGGUUGGCUUUUCUGCUCGCGGACUUUAGCCUAAACACGGGCUGGCGGAGCUGGCUUUAUUUGUCCAUGUCUCGGACGGGGCCUGGGAGUCUGCCAGUGGCAUUUCAGAGCCCAGGAGCCCGAAGGGGCGGGAGAUGUGGCAAUCCUUCUGGGAUGUGAAAAGCGUGCAGCGGACUUAGAGACACUGUGGAAAACACAGGAAAUCACUGCGGAUUCUGGGCGCCUCUGCAGACCCGGGUCAGACCCAGCCCCCGCGGCGGCCGGCGGAGUGGCCAGCAGCAGAGAGCGCCCGGCUCCCGCGCCCGGACGGUCCCACCAGCUCCAGCGCCACCCCGAUCCGCACGUCCCCGGGCAACGUUGCCCUUCUGCCACCAUGGCCCCUCGACGCCGCGCCGGCCCAGAGGUCGCUGUCGCCUGCUGCUGGCUCUUCACGGUUCUUCUAGGCGUCUGCAUAUCAUUCAAUGUUGAUGUGAAAAAUUCAAUGACUUUCAGCGGCCCAGUGGAGGACAUGUUUGGAUAUACUGUUCAACAAUAUGAAAAUGAAGAAGGAAAAUGGGUGCUCAUUGGUUCUCCAUUGGUUGGUCAACCCCAGAAUAGAACUGGAGAUGUCUAUAAGUGUCCAGUUGGGAGAGGCGAAUCAUUACCUUGUGUGAAGUUGGAUCUACCGGUGAAUAUUUCAAUUCCCAAUGUCACAGAAGUAAAAGAAAAUAUGACGUUUGGAGCAACUUUAGUCACUAACCCAAAGGGAGGGUUUCUGGCAUGUGGUCCCUUAUAUGCCUAUAGGUGUGGUCAUUUGCAUUACACAACUGGAAUCUGUUCUGAUGUCAGCUCCACAUUUCAAGUUGUGAACUCCAUUGCCCCUGUUCGAGAAUGUAGCACUCAGUUGGACAUAGUCAUAGUGCUGGAUGGUUCCAAUAGUAUUUACCCAUGGGAGAAUGUUACAUCAUUUUUAAAUGACCUGAUUGAAAGAAUGGAUAUUGGUCCUAAACAAACACAGGUUGGAAUAGUACAGUAUGGAGAAAAUGUAACGCAUGAGUUUAACCUCAAUAAGUACUCAUCGACAGAAGAUGUGCUUGUGGCAGCAAGUAAAAUAGUCCAGAGAGGUGGCCGCCAGACCAUGACUGCUCUUGGAAUAGACACAGCAAGAAAGGAGGCUUUCACUGUAGCCCGUGGUGCCCGACGAGGUGUUAAAAAAGUCAUGGUAAUUGUGACUGACGGAGAGUCCCAUGACAACCACCGCCUUAAGAAGGUUAUCCAAGACUGUGAGGAUGAAAACAUUCAACGCUUUUCCAUAGCAAUUCUUGGCAGCUAUAACCGAGGAAAUUUAAGCACAGAAAAAUUUGUGGAGGAAAUAAAAUCAAUUGCAAGUGAGCCCACUGAAAAGCAUUUCUUCAACGUCUCUGAUGAAGCGGCUCUAGUCACUAUUGUUGAAGCUCUGGGAGAAAGAAUAUUUGCCCUGGAAGCCACAACUGACCAGUCAGCAGCUUCAUUUGAAAUGGAAAUGUCACAGACAGGCUUCAGUGCUCAUUAUUCACAGGAUUGGGUCAUGCUUGGAGCAGUAGGAGCCUAUGACUGGAAUGGAACAGUCGUCAUGCAGAAGGCUGACCAAAUCAUCAUCCCACAAAACAACACCUUUAAUCUUGAGUCCACCAUAAAGAAUGAACCUCUUGCUUCUUAUUUAGGUUACACAGUGAACUCCGCCACUGUUUUUGGUGAUGUGAUCUAUAUUGCGGGACAACCACGGUACAAUCACACAGGCCAAGUGGUUGUCUACACCAUGGAAGGCGGAGACAUCAAAAUUCUUCAAACACUACGUGGAGAACAGAUAGGUUCCUACUUUGGCAGCGUUUUAACAACCAUCGACAUUGAUAAAGAUUCUUAUACUGACGUGCUUCUUGUGGGAGCACCCAUGUACAUGGGCACAGAGAAGGAGGAGCAAGGAAAAGUGUAUGUGUACACACUCAAUCAGACGAGGUUUGAAUAUCAAAUGAGCCUGGAACCCAUUAAGCAGUCUUGCUGCUCAUCUCUGAAGCACAAUUCUUGCACAAAGAAAAACAAAAAUGAACCGUGUGGGGCUCGUUUUGGAACAGCUAUUGCAGCUGUGAAAGAUCUCAACCUGGAUGGGUUUAAUGACAUCGUGAUCGGAGCUCCCCUAGAAGACGACCACGGAGGAGCCGUGUACAUUUACCACGGAAGCGGCAGGACUCUCAGGAAACGGUUCGCGCAGCGUAUUCCUUCAGGUGGAGAUGGAGAGACGCUGAAAUUUUUUGGCCUGUCCAUCCACGGAGAAAUGGAUUUAAAUGGGGAUGGACUAACGGAUGUGACCAUCGGGGGCCUUGGUGGUGCUGCCCUCUUCUGGUCUCGGGAUGUGGCUGUAGUUAAAGUGACCAUGAAAUUUGAACCCAAUAAAGUGAAUAUUCAAAAGAAAAACUGCCGUAUGGAAGGAAAGGAAACAGUAUGCAUAAAUGCUACCGUGUGUUUUGAUGUGAAAUUAAAGUCCAAAGAAGACACUGUUUAUAAAGCUGAUAUGCAGUACCGUGUCACACUGGAUUCACUAAGACAGAUAUCUCGAAGUUUCUUCAUAGGAACCCAAGAGAGAAAGAUUCAAAGAAACAUCACAGUUCUAAAAUCAAAAUGCACUAAACAUUCCUUCUACAUGUUGGACAAGCAUGACUUCCGGGACUCUGUGAGAAUAACUGUGGAUUUUAAUCUCAGUGAUCCAGAAAAUGGGCCCAUCCUUGAUGGUGAUUUGCCAAAUUCAGUACAUGAACACAUUCCCUUUGCCAAAGACUGUGGAAACAAGGACAGAUGUAUCUCAGACCUUGCCCUGGAUGUGUCCACCACAGAGAAAGACUUGCUUAUUGUCAAGUCUCACAACGAUAAACUCAACAUUAGCCUUACAGUCAAAAAUAAAAAAGACAGUGCCUAUAACACCAGAACCAUAGUAAAUUAUUCUCCAAAUCUAAUUUUUUCAGGAAUUGAGGCAAUCCAAAAAGACAGUUGUGAAUCCAAUCAUAACAUCACAUGUAAAGUUGGCUAUCCUUUCCUGAGAAAAGGAGAAGUGAUAACUUUCAAAAUAUUAUUUCAAUUUAACACAUCUAAUCUUAUGGAAAAUGUGGUCAUUCAUUUGAGCACAACAAGUGACAGUGAAGAACCGCCUGAAACUCUUUAUGAUAAUGAAGUCAACAUUUCCAUCCCCGUAAAAUAUGAAGUUGGAUUACAGUUUUAUGGUUCUGCAAGUGAGUACCACAUUUUAAUUGGUGUCAAUGACACAGUUCCUGAAGUUAUUAACUCUACUGAAGACAUAGGAGAUGAAAUUAAUAUAUUUUAUUUGAUUAGAAAAACUGGGCAUUUUCCGAUGCCAGAACUUAAGCUGUCAAUUUCAUUUCCCAAUCUGACCUCAGACGGCUACCCUGUACUCUACCCAAGUGGAUGGUCCUCUUCUGAUAAUGCAAACUGCAGGCCUAAUGACCUUCAGGAUCCAUUUCAUAUCAACUCUGGGAAGGAAAUGAUCAUAUCCAAAUCCGAAGAUCUCAAACGAGGCACAAUUUCGGACUGUAGUACCUGUAAAUUUGCUACUAUCACAUGUGAUCUCAUUCCUUCUGAUAUGACCCAAAUGAACAUUUCACUUAUCUUAUGGAAACCAACUUUUAUAAAAGCACAUUUUUACAGUUUUAAUCUUACUGUAAGAGCAGAACUUCAAAGUGAAAAUGCAUCACUGAUUUUAAGCUCUGGCAAUAAAAAGAGAGAGCUUGCUAUUCAAAUAUCCAAAGACGGUCUGCCAGGCAGAGUGCCAUUGUGGGUUAUCCUAUUGAGUGCUUUUGCCGGAUUAUUGUUGCUAAUGUUGCUUAUAUUAGCACUGUGGAAGAUUGGAUUCUUCAAAAGACCGCUAAAGAAGAAAAUGGAAAAAUAAAGUAUUUUACAAGAUAAGAAAAUUAGCACCAAUUCAAUGAUUUUUCCUCAGGUUUGCCUCAAAUAUGUGACAAGAAAUUUUUAUAUAUAAUUAAAGACAUAGUCACAUAUCUUUCUGUAAUCCAUCAGGGAUUAAUUACUUGGAAAAUUACAGAUCAAGCAUGAUGCAAAAACAAUACCAUGAAGAUAUAUUUUAUUAAAUGAUGAAAAUAUUUUUAAAGAAUUACUCAUUUUUGUUGAGUAAGCAAAAUUACAAAGUGUUUUGAAGAUGAAGUACAACCUAUAUAAAUAUGUUUAUAUAUAAGUCACCAAAAGAUUUAAGUAAUACAUGAAAAAGAUUUUUAUAAUUACUAAAACAUUCUUUUCAAAGCAAUAUAAAUUGAAAUUUUCCCCCAUGAUUCCUGAUGGACAUUCCUAUUCAGUACAAAAAUCAGCAUUUAUAAAAGACAAGAAAGAAGUUACCUGAAAAAGAUCAUGUCUCCCAAUUCAAAUGAGAAAAAUUUCCCAUGGUAGAGUCUAUAUGUAGUAUGAACUUUAAAAGUAGAAUUAAAUAACAGAGAAAAUAUUCAGCAUCUUUGUGUUGGGUUCCGCACUUUGAAAGUUUUCUUCCUAAGAUGUUUGGAAAAUAGAGCAAAUUGCGUUGAAAUUUAAUCUAGGAUGAAAACCAAGACAGACUUUGUAAAAGCAAAUGAACUAAGUGGAUUAAUUUAAGCUCGUAUAGAACACACUUUGUUUUGAUAUGGAGCUGUAAAAGUAAAAGCUUUUAUAUUGAAAAAACAAGUUUUGUGUGACAUAACACUGAUUUUUCAACCAAGUUCAUGUCGUCGUCUGGAGGGUAGCUAAAAUGGUUUCUGACUGGAAGUGAGACCAAUGCUACUGAAAUGCUGAAAUCUUCUUCUCGGAGAAGCUUUUAAGCAUUAGGGAUCCCAGGAUGCAAACCCAAGUAGGAGCUUUUUCAGCUCCUUGGUACAUGGUUCAUUCAAACCCUCAAACUGUGAGAGUGUGGUGGGUUUUCAUAGUUUGUUUUAAGAUAUUUAACUUCCUAAACACGUUUCCUAUUUUUAUGAAGAAAAUAAAAACAGUAUUCCAUUUCAAUAUUGUAUUUUUAUCAAGAGGUCACUACUUUUUUGAGUGGGCAUAGUAAUAUUUAAAUAAAACUAAAAAAAAUGUAUUUUAAAGAACUUCAGGUUUAAACGUCGCACCAAUAGGAUAACGUCACAGCUUUUGUAUGUGUUUCUUUGUUCUUGAAGUAACCUCUGUGGCCUUGGACUUGACUGUAACAUAAGCUCCUGGGUUGCUUCAUUUCAGAGGAAAAUGUCAAAGAAUGAAUGUAUAGUUGCUGUAUGUGUGAACUACUGCUGUAAAAUUUGCUGUUACUUCUGCAAAAACUCCACCCCCCUCACCAAUUUACCAUCACAAGACCAGCACCUGUUAUUUCCAGAAAGUCCUGGGCUCUUCUUCUGUCUAAUAACCAACCAAACAACUAAUCAGUGGAGAAAGGAAGUGCCAUUAGCUUUUAGUUUUAAAGUCAAUUUCCAAGAAAUUAUAUGUGGACUCCAAGUCAGCCUGUGUUUUGGUUCUCCAUUUCCACAUCUACCACACUGAUGGUCAUAGCCAAGUGCCUGGGCAGUGCUAUAGCCAUUGGUAGCAAGAAAAGUCUAAAUAUUUCCAGAUAUUUGGUGUCUUUCUGCUAAUUUGUCUUUGCCCAGAAAUUUCCAGUGAAAUUUCCAAGGAAUCACUCCCUUCAAGUUCAAAAGCCAUUGUCUCCACCUACUUUUUCAUUAGAGGGGGAAAAAAAAUUGUAUCAAUUGCCAAUUCACUUAUUCUUUUGCUAUGCUUAUUUUCUAACUACAAAACCACCUAACCAAUUUGCAAAAUUUCUAAAAAUUUAUUUCUACUCCCAUAAACAAGUAAUGGCUGAUUUUGAUACAUCACUGAGAUAAUAUAAUCAAAAAAUAGAAUGUGUUGUUUCUCUUUACACGUACACAAAUCACACAGUUAAAUCAAAUCUCAAAUUUUGCUGGAAAUGGCGAUAUCAUAUCCAACAGACAUAAUGUUACAUAUUUCCCUAUUUUGUAAUUUCUAAAAUUACACUAUUAUUUAAUAUUACUAUUAAUGAAAUGUGAGAGCUUGAAGGAGAGAGAAGUUGAAAACAAAAAAAUAUAUAAGGUAAUACAUUGAAAAUCACAUGUCAGGAACUACAAAACAAAAGUUGUUUCACUCUCUCUAGGACUACUGAGUUCUGGAGUGAUAUUGUGAAAGUUCAUUUUUAAAUGAAUAUAAUCUCUGUGAUCAAUUUGGACUCAAUAUUUAAUUUUUUUAUUUUCUCUAAGCCUAGAUUUCUGAACUAAAUCUCUGAAUAUUUUCCCUAUCAUGGGUCCCUUGAAAAAGGUCUUAAAAAACUUGUUGCAUGUGCAGGCACUAUAAUUUUACCUAUAAAUUCAUUGAUUUAUAUUAUGCAGAUAUGCAUUAUGGGCAUAUGCUUUUUCUUUUAUAGAAAAAAAUGUCUAGGCUUAAAUAAAAUGCAAAUAUUUGCACCAAACUGGAAAGGUGGUUGUGUAGUGUUGGAGUAAAACUGGUUUGCAGGAGAAGCCGUAGAAAGACCUGCCCAUAUUCUCUUUACACAGAGCCUGAAGGACCAUCACCAUAGUUCGCCUGGGUAAAUAACAUCCCAACAGUUAAUAUGGAGUUCGCUUUCUGGCAGAACAAAAUGCAUUUAUCAAUACAUUAUCUACUCUAUGUGAUUUGAUGGUUUUGCUUUGCAUAACACAGAAACUAGGGAAAACCCUUGUCUGGAACAUGGUUCAUGUGUCAAGUACUGUCACGUGCUUAGUCAAAUAAAGAAACCCUAUGCUCUCAAUUUAUUUUAUUUUUAACUCUUCUUGUGUCUCCCUCUAUUGGUCUUCUCCUUCAAGGGUGAUUUUCAGGAAGUCUAUUGGUUCUUUUAUUUCUGUGGCUGCAGGCUUCGAUGCAUUGAUCAUUUAUAGUGCUUGUCUGAUGGAUUGGCAUGGUAGAAUUCAAUAGAGACCAUUUGCAAUGUGCUUCAGUGCUGGAAUAUUUUGAAGAGAUGUGUGAACGCUAAUAGGAUCUGCAUAGCAAUUAUAUCUAGAGUGUUCAAUUCUCCAGGUCUCCAUCAGCAGUCUCCAAGUCCAUCCUCAGCCAUGAAAAUGAUAAUCAAAACAACGUAAAAAAAAAGAGUUUAAUCCUCAAGCUGAUGUCUGGUUUCAGUUGGGGGCCAUACCUGGAGAUGCUCAGGGCUUACUCCUGGUUCUCUGCUCAGGAAUUACUCCUAGCAGGGCUUGGGGCGUCAUACGGAGUGCUGGGGAUUAAAUCCAGUUGGACACUUCCAAGACCCUAUUCUCUACAGUCUCACUCCAGCCCUAACAGAUGUUAUUUUUUAACCAAAAUAUGCCAUCAACUACAAACAUCAGGCAUUUUGGUAUAAAAACGACUUCAGAAUGAAUUCAGCAGACAAAUUCUUCGAGUAAGACUGACCCUACCUAAAUCAGACUCCUGGCCAGAGUGCUGAAAUGCUGCAGCAUAUGAGCUCUGCAGUAGAACAAAAUCAAAGUACAUUACAUUCCAAAAGACUAUUCACUGCCAUUUCCCUCUCUAACCACUGCUCGCAACCCUAUAAAUGUAGAGUGAAAAAGUUAAGAAACUGGAGAGAUAAAGUCCCAGUAUCCAAGUGCUUGGCUUGCAUUUGACCAACUUGGUCUGAUUUCUUCACCAUCACCAGGAGUGACCAGUCACCACAGGGCAUGCACCCCCCCAAAUAACAGAGGAGAGUCAAGAGUUAAAUAGCAGUUAAAUAGUUAAGAGUUAACGUGAUUUGACAAGUCGGUAUCAUUUAUUCUUAUAUUAAGCUUUAACUUGAACUUAACAAGUAACAGCCUUGAAGCAUCAACCAGAAAGAAACCUGAAUCCAAGGUAUGUUAGUUCUUAAGCCCCAGCCCCCAUUGUUCCCAGUGAUGUCUGGCACCCAGGGAUAGGCCAGUUCUUAACCAAUAGGUAUUAACCCUUUUGCCUAUCUGACAGUGAAUUCAAUUCAACUUACCACUGGCACAAUACACACAUUUUCACAUCUCAUGGAAGUGGUACCUAACAAAAAACAUGCAAGAAGGAGUUAUCACUUGUGAGUCUGGAAUCCUGGCUCUGGAAUCAGUUUGAUUUGGUUUGGUUUUUAAUAUGGUUAAACCUUACCCCUGCAGUUAAUGUGUUUGGAAGUUUCCCUUCUGCCUCUUGCGAUUGUCAGUGCCCUGAGAAUUGGGCCGCUGGACUCAGAGCAUUGGCCAGAUCUGCCUUCAGCCUUCAGAUGUGUUCCUUCCCUCAGGCUGCAGUGGAGAGUCUUUAUUUUCACGGAGGCUGCCCUGUCCCAGGCCCUUCUAAGCCUAUGCCCUUGCUGAACUUUGAGCAAUGGUACACUCUUCACGGUGAGCUGACAUGCUGUAAAAACUAUACCAAUACACUAGGGACAUACCUGGAGUUAGCUCUACUCUUAGCACAUUUUAGGUCGCAUCCUUAUGUUAAAAAUAAAAAGACUGUCUAGAACUCCACGUUGGAGGUGUUCUGAAAAAGAUGGAGGUUCAAUCUUUUAUUUCAGUUUGAUCUGUGCACAUGGAUGGUCUACAGAGUUUUCAAAAGGAAUUUCCAAGUAUCAUAGAAUAAAAGUAGUUGUCCUGUUGACAUAACCUACUCCCACCCUGAGAGCUGGAGAGAGAGUAGAUAGACAACAGAGGGACAACAUUAAUUCCUUUCUUCCCCAGGGUUAUCAAAAGGAGUAAGUCACCACAUAGCAUUAGGAGUCCGGUGCCCACUGGCAACCUUCCAGCAACCUCGGCAGGAUUUAACAUGGAGAGGAAAAAUGGGGGGAUAUGGGUGGAGCCAUUUAUCUUUUAUGUAUAUAUAUAUAUUCUUACCCUCAAAAUAGUGUAAACUCACAAAGAUCACAUCAUCCUUGACCAUGAUACUAAGACAUGUACUUUGUACAAAUAAAUUUCUGGUUAAAGAAGAUCAAAAGUAUUUCUAACUGUGUAUUAACUAAGGUUAUUCCUGGACUUUAACAAAUUUGAACUUAAGUAAAAACAGUCAUUUGAAAUAACAAUAGCUCAGAUCUCCUUCCUACAGAACCAUUAUGUACAGGACAUCCCCUUACUUAGCCCUUUAGCACUUAAUUUCUGAGAUAACCUGCCCCUUCAGGAAGCAACUGCCUCUGCAUUCUUUACCAGGAAAUACUGACCUGUAGGAAAAUGUUCUACUGUGUAUUACUACUGGGAAGUGGCAAAAUUGUUCACGGAUACCAUAAAGAAUUGUAUUCACCUUAUUAGAAUAAGAAAUGCUGUAUAUAUUAACCACUGCCUCAAAACAUGUAACAUUCUCACCCCAAUAAAGUUUUCUGC